Molecule: messenger RNA, 1026 nt
Organism: Tuber melanosporum (Perigord truffle)
Lineage: Eukaryota; Fungi; Ascomycota; Pezizomycetes; Pezizales; Tuberaceae
Exons: 5
Coding region: 1-687 (228 amino acids)
Biological process (GO): transcription elongation by RNA polymerase II
Cellular component (GO): transcription elongation factor complex
Molecular function (GO): RNA polymerase II complex binding
Source: RefSeq, a predicted model, not a curated record
AUGAUUCUAUUUUUCCUCCUUUCUGGGAGUACCAGUACAGUAUCCUUAUGCGUGUUAAAAGUGUUGGUCCUUUUCUCUCCUCUUUGCCACUUUUCAUGUAACCGUGACAACCAUAGAGGUCUAAGCCACAUCACAUCACGUUUUCCCUUCCGAUUGGAUAGGUUUAGGCGGCAGUUUGUUGCCUCGAAACCCUCACCACCACCUCCCCAAUUUUCACAAGUAACCAACAUGGGCAAACGCAAGAAGUCGUCCCGCAAGCCUACGGGCCCAAAAAAAAAUGAACCCCUCGCGACCACUUUUUCGUGCCUUUUCUGCAAUCACGAAAAAUCCGUUACCUGCGUGCUCGACAAAAAGGCCGGCGUUGGCAGCUUGUCUUGCAAAGUCUGCGGACAGAGGUUCCAGGCGAACAUUAACUAUUUGUCAGCUGCGAUAGACGUGUAUAGCGAAUGGGUUGACGCCUGCGAUGAAAUUGCGAAUCCGAAGGAGAAGGCUCCCGGACGAGUUAGUGGCAGCAGUGGAACUGUGGGAAGAAGCGGCGGAGGGGGGGGAGAUGGAGGGGCCGGGAGCAAGACCCAGCACAAUCGCGAUAAGUUUGAUGACCUAGAUGAUGACGACGACGAUGACAUUGGUGGUGGGUAUGGCGGGAGGGCUCAGGCGAUCGUUGAUGAUGAUGAGGAGGACUUUUAGAAGGUGCUACGGCACUAUAGCCACAGGAUCACUUGCGGAAUGAUGAAUGAAUGGAUGGGAUUUGAGUGGGUCCACGAUGAGGUUGCUGUUAUACUAGCCUUUCCUCUCCGUCUUUUUCUUUUCUUUUUUCUACUCUUUCUUUUCUUUUGCGAACGCGCUGGGCUGCACUCUUGAUUUCUUGUAUAAAAAAGGGUUGGGUUUCUGUUUCAUUUUACUUUUUUUUUUUUUGCUCUUACUUUUCUUUAUUGGUUCUAUUACUAGUUGGUAAUUGGAUGGAUGAGUGGAUGGAUAUUUUUUCUUCUUCCCCCUCUAUAUUCCGAGGCACGUGUGACAAUUGGA